AUGUACCCAAUGCCAACAAUUGAAACAAGUAAAAAAUAUUCCCGAGAAAUGUUAGAAGGAAUGAGUGGAAAGUUUGGACGAAUGUUAAGAGAUAUGGAAGAAGAUGAAACAAGUUUUAGUGAAUAUUGGAAAAAGGCUAAAAGAAUUGAUGGAGAAGUUGAGAUAAAGAAGAAAGGAAAAAUUGAAGAAUUUGUAAAUGGAAUUCUUGAAAAAAUUAGAAAUAAAAUUGUUCAAAAAGAAAUGAUUAAAUACCUUAUAAAAACUCAUGAAGAAGAAAUGAAAGAAUAUAUGGAAAUUAUCAGUAAAUAUUGUAAAGAAGUGAAUUAUGGAAAUAUUAUGAGAAUUAUUAAAAUGUAUGAAGAUGAUAUUGAAAAAAAGGUAAAUGUAAUGAAAGAAGGAUAUUUGUAUAUUGAAAAAGAAGAAAAAAAUGAAGAAAUGAAAGAAGAAAUUAAAGGAUAUUUAAAAAUGAAAGAAUAUACUAUUAGUAAAGGAUGUAUGAAAUUGCUACAUUUAUUAUGGAAUGAUCAAGAAGAAGGAUAUUAUGAUAUGCUCUUUGAAGAAAAUAUAAAAAAUGUAUUAAAAAAGAAAGGUAAAAAAGCAAUGAAUGGAUUAUUAAUUGUAACAAAAAUUAUUAAAUAUAAAAAGGAAUAUAACAGAAAAAAGGAAAUCACUGAAAUUAAUGAACGAAUUAAAAGUGAAAUUAUUCCAGGAAUGAUUAUUGAAAAAGAACCUCCAGAACAUAUUAUAAUUGUUAUGAAGUAUAUUGUUAAAUAUCUUCAAAGUAAAGGUAAAAUUGUAGAAUCUGAUAAUGAAGAAAGUGAGGAAAAGGAGAUGAUGAAAUUCAUUAAAGAUUUUAUAAUUCAUAAAACAGAUAAUGACACAAUUGAAUUCAGAAAAAAUGAAGAAGAAGUUCGUGGAUAUUUGAUUGGUGUUGUUUUAAAACUUGUUGAAAUGAGAAAAUAUGAUAGUUUAAUUAACCAAAGAGAAUUUUAUUGCAUUUGUGAAGAAAUCUCAAAGAAAGAAACAUUUUGGGGAGAGUACUUAGAAAUUCUAAAUAAAUGUUUAAAACAACUUCCACUUAGAUAUUUCAUCAUUCCAACUAUUCUUUCUAAAAACAAUAAGGCUAUAAGAAUGAGCAAAAUUGUUUUAUUAAGAAGUAUUCUUAUCAGAAGAGAAAUAUAUAAAAAGAAUAUUAAAGACAUGACACAAGAAAAAACAUGUAUUGUCCUCCCAGAGUAUUGUGUCCAACAUCUUAUUCACUUUUUAGGAUAUGGAGAGAUGGUUGAAAAUGGGGAAUAUGAUGAAAUUAGUAGAAUGUUGAUGUUUAUGAUAGAAAGUUUGGUUGAAGGAAAUAAUGAAGGAAUUCCAAUUAUCCAAAAUGAAAUUAAUUUAAUUAAGUUAUCUAACGAUAAUUUAAACAACAAUUUAGGCAUCACUGAAAUUAACCAAGAAAGACUUAACGAAAAAAUCCAUGGAGUUGCUUUAAUAGGGGGAAUGGUUAUAGAUGAGGUGAGUAGAGGAAAAAAAUAUUCACCAAACCAAACCGUUGGGACAAUAUCAAAAAUGCUUUUUGAGUUAAGAGAAAAGAACGAAAGUAUAAACAGCAUUUUACCAUAUGGCUAUCACCUUCCUAAACGGGCAAAUGCCAUAAUGACUGUAGGUGAGAAAAAAAAGAAGAAAGAAAACCAAGACAUAGAAAAAGAAGUGAAACAAGUUAAAGAACAAAAGGAAAAAAAACCAAGAGCAAAAAACCAAAAAAAAGAAGUUAAAGAAAUAAAAACUGUUAAAGAGAAAUUUAUCAAGCAAGAACAAAAGAAAAUAAAUUAA
Entamoeba histolytica HM-1:IMSS is the source of this 1827-nucleotide messenger RNA. RefSeq lists its product as uncharacterized. The record is from RefSeq and is a predicted model, not a curated record. The transcript has a single exon. The coding region runs from base 1 to 1827 and encodes 608 amino acids. NCBI's taxonomy places the organism in Eukaryota, Evosea, Mastigamoebida, Endamoebidae.